ACAUACUGAUUCAGUCCUACUUCACAAUAUAUGCAAAGCAGAUGAAGUCAUUACAGAACCAGAGCGAAUACGAAAAGAAGUACAAAUGCACUAUGAAAACUGGACAAAGCCAAACCCUCCAGACUGGAACCAUUAG
This is a messenger RNA of Cetraspora pellucida, 136 nucleotides long. The record is from the annotation of a GenBank genome assembly. NCBI's taxonomy places the organism in Eukaryota, Fungi, Glomeromycota, Glomeromycetes, Diversisporales, Gigasporaceae.